AGGAAAUCACUUUCACCUGAAAUGCUGGGACCACACUACAAUCACACAGUGGACACCCCUGCCACCUUCUUCCUGGUGGGGAUUCCGGGCUUGCCAUCCUCACAUCUUUGGCUGGCUAUCUCACUGAGUCCCAUGUACACCACAGCCCUGGUGGGAAACAUCCUCAUCGUGACUGCAGUCUGGAUGGAUUCUACUCUGCAAGAGCCCAUGUAUCACUUGCUGUGCUGUCUGGCUGCUGUGGACAUUGUCAUGGCCUCCUCCGUGGUGCCCAAGAUGGUGAGCAUCUUCUGCACGGGAGACAGUUCCAUCAGCUUUCAUGCUUGUCUCACUCAGAUGUAUUUUGUGCAUGCGGCCACGGCUGUGGAGACAGGGCUGCUGCUGGCCAUGGCUUUUGACCGCUAUGUAGCCAUCUGCAGGCCUCUGCACUACAAGACAAUUCUCACCCCUCAAGUGAUCCUGGGCAUGACUGUGGCCAUCAUUCUUCGAGCUGUCCUGAUCAUGACUCCACUGAGUUGGAUGGUGAGUCAUUUGCCUUUCUGUGGCUCCAAUGUGAUUCUGCAUUCCUACUGUGAGCACAUGGCUGUGGUCAAGUUAGCGUGUGCUGACCCGAUGCCCAGCAGUCUCUACAGCCUCAUUGGUUCCUCCAUUAUUGUGGGGUGUGAUGUGGCUUUCAUUGCUGCCUCGUAUGUGUUGAUUCUCAGGGCAGUAUUUGGUCUUUCUUCCAAGAAAGCUCAGUUGAAAGCAUUGAGUACCUGUGGUUCUCAUGUGGGAGUUAUGACUCUCUAUUAUCUACCUGGGUUGGCAUCCCAUUAUGUAUCCUGGCUAGGGCAAGACACAGUACCCUUGCACACUCAAGUGUUGUUAGCUGACCUGUAUCUUGUCAUCCCACCUACCUUAAAUCCUAUCAUCUAUGGCAUGAGAACCAAGCAAAUCCGGGAGAGAAUAUGGAUCUUUCUUAUUCUUUUUCUUUUUGAUAAUAACCAAUUGGACUUGAGCAAAGGGAUUUCUCAUUGUGGUUUUGAUUUGCAUUUCUUCGAUGAUGCAGCGAUGCUGAACAUUUUUAAAAGAUUCUAA
Ochotona curzoniae (black-lipped pika) is the source of this 1074-nucleotide messenger RNA. RefSeq names its product olfactory receptor 52I1-like. Gene Ontology annotation, biological process: G protein-coupled receptor signaling pathway. Lineage: Eukaryota; Metazoa; Chordata; Mammalia; Lagomorpha; Ochotonidae. Gene Ontology annotation, cellular component: membrane. The record is from RefSeq and is a predicted model, not a curated record. Bases 22 to 1074 code for a protein of 350 amino acids. The transcript has 3 exons. Gene Ontology annotation, molecular function: G protein-coupled receptor activity; olfactory receptor activity.